This is a messenger RNA of Pelobates fuscus (common spadefoot toad), 1714 nucleotides long. RefSeq names its product F-box protein 8 (gene FBXO8). Gene Ontology annotation, molecular function: guanyl-nucleotide exchange factor activity; protein binding. Lineage: Eukaryota; Metazoa; Chordata; Amphibia; Anura; Pelobatidae. Gene Ontology annotation, biological process: regulation of ARF protein signal transduction. The record is from RefSeq and is a predicted model, not a curated record. The transcript is spliced from 8 exons. The coding region runs from base 389 to 1339 and encodes 316 amino acids.
GCGUCUAUCGCUCACUCAACAAGCCAGUGGCUUGGGUGCCAGGUAACGCGAGCAAGUUUGACCCUGCUGCCCUGCCGUAGACCGGAUGACACGCUCUGUCACGUGACUGAGAGAAACAAGACCUAGUGGGAUCUCGGGAAGCUGACAGCAGAGAAGGCAGAGAAGUGAUCAGUGGAGGGCAGGGGGAGCUGGCUGUCAGACAACACACAGCCUUCAUAGACAUUGCAGAAGAAACUACAAAACACGUAUAAAUAAGUUUUUCACAGUCAGGAUUAUAGAUUGAAAUGAAAAAUCCUGUGAAUGGUCAGUACUAGGCCACAAAAGGAACAUGCAAAGAUUGUGAGAAGCUCCAGAGCUUCCUUACCACUUCUCAUUUGAAGGUCCACAGAUGGGUCAAGGACUUUGGAGAGUAGCAAGAAAUCAGCAGUUCCAGCAAGGAUUUCUUGAACCCAGCUACCUUACUACAGAUAAUGGUAGAAGAAUAAUUGUCAAUGAUAACCUCAAUCAUCGAAGGAACAUGCAAGGUGGAAUGGACAUAUACCAUUUGCUGAAAGCAAGAAAAGCAAAGGAUGAACAAGGGUUUAUUAAUCUUGAAAUGUUACCCCCGGAGCUCAGUCUUACCAUUUUAUCAUACCUAAAUGCAACUGACCUGUGCCUGGCGUCAUGUGUUUGGCAAGACCUUGCUAAUGAUGAUCUGCUUUGGCAAGGAUUAUGCAAAUCAACCUGGGGUCACUGUUCCAUAUACCACAAAAGAUAUCCACCUGGAUUUUCCUAUCGGAAUCUAUAUAUGAGGCUGGAUGAAGGAAGCCUAACGUUUAACGCUAAUCCUCAUGAGGGAAUUGAAUACUUUCUAUCCAGGGGAAUACUUGAUGAUACACCAAAAGAAAUAGCAAAGUUUAUAUUUUAUACCAGAACACUAAACUGGAAAAAUCUGAGGGUAUAUCUUGAUGAAAGGCGAGAUGUCUUGGAUGAUCUUGUGACUCUGCACAAUUUCAGCAAUCAGUUUCUACCAAAUGCACUGAGAGACUUUUUCCGGCACAUACACGCUCCAGAAGAACGUGGGGAAUACCUUGAAACACUCAUCACAAAAUUCUCACAUCGAUUUUGUGCUUGUAACCCAGGGCUUGCAAGAGACCUUGGCUUAAGCCCAGAUGCAGUGUAUGUUCUAUGCUAUUCUUUGAUUCUACUUUCCAUCGACCUCGCCAGUCCUCAUGUGAAGAACAAAAUGUCAAAGAGAGAGUUUAUCAGAAAUACACGCCGUGCUGCUCAGAAUAUUAGUGAAGAAUUUGUAGGGCAUCUUUACGACAAUAUUUACCUUGUUGGCCAUGUUGCUGUUUAAAAGCACACAUUCUAGGUUCUAGAACAAUAGUGAACUACUACAGCUACUGCUCUCCAAAGCUUUGACCGAGUGCCAGACAUUGGGGUUAUGUUAGUGCUGGCCAUUCUAACCUCAGUCUACAAUCUAAUUAUGUGUUCUAUGCUUUCAUAGAAAUUGACCACGAACCGUGAAGAAUAUUAUUUUUUUAUUAAUAGUAUCGUAUCUUGCACAUAACAGUGCCAUUAGACUGACCUAGCCAUCUACGACUGUUAAACUGACAUAACAAUGUAGGCAUUUUUCAGGGUAAAGGAUCUAAACACUAGAUUUUUUUGUUUUUUUUCCAACGCGUUUACCAAUGCAUUAUUUUUUAAUACUUUGUAAUUUGUACAUACUAAA